This is a messenger RNA of Kogia breviceps (pygmy sperm whale), 2385 nucleotides long. The record is from RefSeq and is a predicted model, not a curated record. Lineage: Eukaryota; Metazoa; Chordata; Mammalia; Artiodactyla; Physeteridae.
CCGGGUCCCGGCUCCGGCGACAGCCGCCUGGCGCGCGGGCGGAGGGGCCGGCGGAGGAGCGCGGCCGCCCGGUUGCACCCUCAGCCCCAGGACGCCGGCGCCUGAAGCAGGGGGCCGGCUCAGCUCGCCGGGCCCUCCCAGGGGCCUCACCAACUGGCAGAUCCCAGUGGAUCCCAACUUUUCAGAGGAAACUGCCUUCUUUGGUUCCCUAGUUCAGUCCAUCCGGGCUAGAUAGAGGCGCAGACCGGCCAUGGGGCAAUGGUCUGGAAUGUUGUAGGAGAGAGUUAAGACCCUUCAAAACUGUGCUGUGUUUCAGGGGAGAUUGCUAUCCAGUCUUCUCAGGCCUACGUCUCGGGCGAUGGUGGGGCCUGGCUCUCCUGCUGGGGCCGCCGCCUUCAAUUGGCCUGUGUUUGUUUUAAGGGCCCAGAGAGAAGGGGAACAAGUUUUGCGAUGCAACCAAUUUGACCGGCAGACAAAGGCGAGUGCCGGUCUGUGUCUAGUGUACACAGGAGACACCAGCUCUGGGUCCACACAGCCAAGGGGAGCUCGGGGCCUGUUUGCAGAGCCUGCUCGUGGUUUCUCUUUCCGUGCCGCGGCGUCCGCCCUUGGAGCCUGGGGCCUGUGCCCAGCUCCAGAUCAGGGGUCUUCUCCAGGCUCUCCUGCUGGCCCUGGGCACUUGGCCUCCCUCCGCCUCCCCAUGAGGACUGUGCCCCAGCCUCCGGCCCAGUCCAGCCCAGCAAGGGCCUCGGCGGGGCCAGUCUCACCCCAGAAGCCAGCAUUCUGCAGCCCUCUCCGGCCUGCAGAGGCGAGGGCAGGCGUGGCAGGCUUGUCCAGGAGGCCUGGCAUCUGUUUUCUGCCCACCGCCCGCAAGGAGUUGCCUGUUUGGGGAAGCUGCAGGACCAGCAGGCGCAUGUUCCCCACGUUCCAAGUGAAGCUCUUCGGCAUGGACCCCAUGGCCGACUACAUGCUCCUCAUGGACUUCGUGCCCGUGGACGACAAGCGCUACCGGUACGCCUUCCACAGCUCAUCCUGGCUGGUGGCCGGGAAGGCAGACCCCGCCACGCCCGGCCGCGUACACUACCACCCCGACUCACCCGCCAAGGGGGCACAGUGGAUGAAGCAAAUCGUCUCCUUCGACAAGCUCAAGCUGACUAACAACCUGCUGGACGACAAUGGCCAUAUUAUUCUCAACUCCAUGCACAGAUACCAGCCACGCUUCCACGUGGUCUAUGUGGACCCGCGCAAAGACAGCGAGAAAUACGCUGAGGAGAACUUCAAAACCUUUGUGUUUGAGGAGACACGCUUCACUGCGGUCACUGCCUACCAGAACCACCGGAUUACCCAGCUCAAGAUCGCCAGUAACCCUUUCGCCAAAGGUUUCCGAGACUGCGACCCCGAGGACUGGCCCCGGAACCAUCGGCCCGGCGCGCUGCCGCUCAUGAGCGCCUUUGCGCGCUCGCGGAACCCCGUGGCCUCCCCCACACAGCCCAACGGCGCGGAGAAAGACGCGGCCGAGGCCCGGCGAGAAUUCGAGCGCGACGCGGGCGGCCCGGCCGUGCUCGGGGACCCGGCGCACCCGCCGCAGCUGCUGGCGCGGGUGCUGAGCCCCGCGCUGCCCGGAGCCGGCGUCCCGCUGCCCGGCGCGCCCGGAGGCCGGCCCAGCCCCCCGCAGCCCGAGCUGCGCCUGGAGGCGCCCGGCGCGUCGGAGCCGCUGCACCACCACCCCUACAAGUACCCGGCCACCGCCUACGACCACUACCUCGGGGCCAAGAGCCGGCCAGCGCCCUACCCGCUGCCGGGCCUGCGCGGCCACGGCUUCCACGCGCACGCGCACCCGCACGCGCACCCGCACCACCACCCCGCCGUGAGCCCCGCAGCCGCCGCCGCCGCCGCGGCCGCCGCCGCGGCCGCCGCCAGCAUGUACUCAUCGGCCGGGGCCGCGCCGCCCGGCUCUUACGACUACUGCCCCAGAUAAUGCGGGCGCCCGCCUGGGGGUCCGGUCCACCCAGCCCGGGGCCACCGCAGGCCCCCUUCCCGGGCCUCCAAGCCGUGGGGCCUCCAUCCGCCAGCCCCAGAGCUGUCCAAGGACCUGGUUCCCUGGCCCCCUGGCCCCAGGGCCACCGCGGGUCCCUCCUCGGCCCCGAGGGCCCGGGGUCCGCGCCGCCAGUGCCAAAGUGCGCGGUUCGCGCCGGAAGGAAGUGAUAUUUAUUGUUUUCCGCGAGACCGCGACGUCCCCCGGCCCGGCUGGCAGUUGCAGUGUAGACGACCCGAGAACCCGUCUGCAGGCGGUGUAGAUACUUGUAGAUAUUUGUAGAUAACUGUAGAUAACGCGCCGGCGCCGCCUUGAUAAAUGGUUUCGCCUCUUUUGGAAGCUGCCUGAGUGUC